Messenger RNA from Iphiclides podalirius (scarce swallowtail), 1275 nucleotides. The record is from the annotation of a GenBank genome assembly. NCBI's taxonomy places the organism in Eukaryota, Metazoa, Arthropoda, Insecta, Lepidoptera, Papilionidae.
AUGACGGUGUUCUUCGACUGGCUCGACUACCUAGUGUUCGGGGCAAUGCUGCUCUGCUCAGCCCUCAUCGGCGUCUACUUCGCCUUCUUCGCGGCGAAGAAGCAGAACACGACGGCCGAGUACCUCAUGGGCGGGAAGACGAUGGGCAUGUUCCCGAUAUCCAUGUCGCUCAUCGCCAGUUACAUAUCGGGCAUCUCGUUGCUGGGCCUACCUGCUGAGAUGUAUACGUACGGCACUCAGCUCUGGACCAUCGUGCUGUCCGAAUGGGCGGUCUCGGCGACCAUCGCGGUGGUAUAUCUGCCCGUGUUCUACAACCUUCAGAUCACUUCCACUUAUGAGUAUUUACGUCUCAGGUUCAACCAGAAAGUACGACUGCUGGGCUCAAUCAUCUUCAUCAUCAAGAUGAUGCUGUACAUCCCGAUCGUGAUUUACGUCCCUGCUCUGGCGUUUAGUCAAGUGACGGGGAUCAACCUGCACAUGAUAACGCCCAUUGUGUGCGUAGUGUGUAUCUUCUACACGACACUAGGUGGUCUGAAGGCCGUUGUGUGGACCGAUACUCUGCAAACGGUCAUCAUGUACUUCGGAGUGGUGUUCGUGCUCGCUUACGGCACCUGGCGCCUCGGCGGCGUCGGCGACGUACUAAGGGUCAACAAGGAGGGCCAGCGGCUCGAGUUUUUCAAUAUGGACCCGGACCCGACGAUCCGUCAUAGCUUCUGGUCCACCGUGUUCGGAAACUACUUCAGUUGGCUGGCGUCGUGCUCUGUCAACCAAGCGAUGGUGCAACGGUGCCUGGCGCUCUCCUCCUUGAAACGAGCGAGAAUAACAAUAUUCAUCAUGGCUGCCGGUAUUUUCAUCAUCGUCUCACUGUGUUGCUACACUGGCCUCGUGAUCUACGCCACAUUCGAGAGCUGCGAUCCGCUCUCCACUGGAGCGAUCCGCAAGAGUGACCAGCUGCUGCCCUACUUCGUGAUGACUAUUACCGGUUCGAUUCCAGCGCUGCCUGGAAUAUUCAUGAGUGGGGUCUUCAGUGCCGCCCUAAGUUCCAUGUCCACUGGGCUGAACUCCAUGUGCGGCGUUAUCUUCGAAGACCUGAUAAGGCCUGCGUGCAACAUGCCCAUCUCCGAGAGGACCGCCAGUUUCAUCAUGAAAAUCAUCGUUGUCGUAGUAGGGGCGGUGUGCGUGGCGCUGGUGUUUCUGGUGGAGCACAUGGGGGCUCUCAUUCAGGCGGGGAAGAGCCUCGCCGGGAUAACUGCUGGCAGUCUGCUGGGGAUGUUC